AUCAAAUCAAGACGCUUAUGACCCAAAAAGCUACCUUGUGUUGACAGUUUGACAGCUACGCAGUAAUCGUGCAGUAUUGUCGGAAUUUUACUGCCGUAUUUUUUUCAAAUUUUCUGUUUAUAUCAUCGUAGAUAAGGGUACUAAAGUCAGCGUAAUAACGUAUCAGUGUUGUUAGCUGUGUGAAGUGGUAAAACGCAAUGUCCCGCGCGAUAGGCGGUCGGUGAAAGUGCAAGGUGUUGUGACCGCGAGUGAUCAUAAAACGAGUGGAUAGUGGAUGACGAUGGGCGUGGGUCUGCAGCCUCUAGAGUUCACCGAGUGCCUCGCGGACAGCCCUCAGUUCCGCGAGAAUCUCCAACGUCACGAAAAGGAACUAGAACGAACCAGCCAGCAGAUCAAGCGGCUCAUCAAAGAAGUCAAGGAUGUCGUGCAGGCAGCUAAACGUCUCGGCAGCGCUCAGCUGGCGCUGGCAUCGAGCAUGGAGCAGUUCGAGUUCGCCUGCAUCGGUGCAUCCAUGACGGAAGACGAGCGCGUUAUAGGACGCUCCCUGCACCACUUCGCCCAUCUAAUAAGGACCAUAGAGGAAGAGAGGGAACGAAUGUUGGGCAGAGCGCACGAGCAAAUAAUUCAGCCCCUGGAGAAGUUCCGGAAAGAACAUAUCGGUGCUGUCAAGGAAGGAAAAAAGAAAUUCGAUAAGAAGACUGCGAAGUUCUGUCAAACGCAAGAACGCACGUUGUCGCUGUCUUUGAAGAAACCAGAGACUGUCUUCCAAGAGGCUGAUGCGGCAAUGGACAUGGCCGAGCGCGACUUCUGCCAGGCCUCCCUCGAGUACGUGUUCCAGCUGCAAGCCGUCCAGGAGAGGAAGAAGUUCGAGCUGGUGGAGACGCUGCUCGGCUUCGUCUUCGGCUGGUGGACCUUCCACCACACGGCGCACGACGUCCACGCCGACGCCGAGCCCAGGGUGCGCGAUCUGCAACUCAGGAUACAACGAACGAGGAGUAAUUUCGAAGAGACAAGCAAACAGACUGAAUCACUCAUGAAGAAGAUGAUGGAAGUGCGGCAAAUGUCCAAAGAAGAGGACGGAAGCGACGACGGCCCCGGGGGCGUGUCCAGAGCCGGGUACCUGUUCCUCAUGGAGAAAAAGGCCUUCGGUACGACGACGUGGAGCAAGCAGUUCUGCACGUACGAGAAGAGAUCCCGGAUCCUGACCCUGACGCCGUACAAUCAGAUCAACGUCAAAACGAGCUGGUCUCCCGAGGCCGUGUGUCUGUGCGGCGCCGUGGCUUGCGGUGAGGCGGCGGAGCGGCGUUGGUGCUGGGAGGCAAUCCCCGCAGACCGCGAGCGCAGCCCCCUCACGCUGCAGGCGCUCUCGCAGCGGGACCGCGCCGCCUGGCUCGCGGCCGUCGACGAGCCCCCCGCCGAGAGACACCCGCAGAAAGCAUCUGUGAACAGUGAAGAGUUUGCGUUAGACGAAACGGGAUUCGCCUUCGUGCGGAAGCUGAUAUCCGUGAUAGAGUCGAGGGGGCUGGAGGAGCAGGGACUGUACAGGGUGGCGGGCGUGGCGUCCAAGGUGUCGCGGCUGGUGGCGUGCGGCGCGCCGGGCCGCCGCCUGCCGCCCGCGCUCCACGACCCGCUGGAGUGGGAGACCAAGACCCUGACCUCCGCGCUCAAGAGCUACCUGCGCGCGCUGCCCGACCCGCUGCUCACCCGCGCGCUGCACGACCGCUUCAUCGCCGUCGUCAAGUGCGAGCGGCGGGCGGAGCGCGCGGCGGGCGUGUGCGAGCUGGUGCGCGCGCUGCCGCCGCACAACCGGGACAUGCUGCUGCUGGUGCUGGCACACCUGCGGAAGGUAGCGGCGAAGAGCGAUAAGAACCUAAUGUCGGAGUCGAACCUGGCGGUCUGCUUCGGGCCCACGCUGCUGAGGCCGGAGCGUGAGACGGUGGCGUCCAUACUGGAGCUCAAGUUCUACAACGUGCUGGUGGAGACCAUGCUCGAGAACUACGACGAGAUCUUCGAGGCCGGCCCCCCCGCCCCGCCCGCGCACAACGGCCUGCUCAGAACGUCGCCGACCGCGUUACCGACAGCGUCGAGGAAUGAUAUCAGCUUGGUAGGCGCGGGCGGCAUAGCGGCCGGCGUGGGGCCCGGCGCGCGAUACUCGCCCCACCACCACCAGCUGCUGCAACACUUCACCCACCCGCACCCCCUCGCUCAUGCGGGAGUGGGGCGCUCCAGCAGCAGCUCGGCCGAGUCGGUGUCCAGCGCGUCGCCCCCGCCCGGAGCCCCGGCCUCCGCCCUCCGCCCGCAACGCUGCACGCGCGUGCGCACGCUGUACGCCUGCCUGGGGGAGAGCGACGGCGAGCUGUCCUUCGAGCCCAACCAGAUCAUCACCAACGUGGCGCCCUCGGGGGAGCCGGGCUGGCUGCGCGGCUCGCUCAACGGCAAGACGGGGCUCGUGCCGGAGAACUACGUCGAGCCGCUGCCCUAGGGCGACCCCCCACCCCCAGACACACGCGACUAUACGCUAUAUACUGGUGGUGGGACCUCUUUAUGAGUCCGCGCGGGUAGGUACCACCACCCUACCUAUUUCUGCCGUGAAGCAGUAAUGCGUUUCGGCUUGAAGGGUGUGGCAGCCGUUGUAGAUCUUAGAACUUACAUCUCAAGGUGGGUGGCGCAUUAACGUUAUAAAUGUCUAUGGGUUCCAGUAACCGCUUAACACCAGAUGGGCUGUGAGCUCGUCCACCCAUCUACGCAAUAAAAAAAAACGCUAUUGCAAUUACGAAGUCCCUUUUGACACUUCUUACAACGUGACUCUUCAAGUUUCGCAUGAUUUGAAUUAAUAAUCAUUUUUUGUUCAUGGUAGUAAAUCAUCGUUUAAAAAUACACAAUCAAUCUAAAUCAUUAUACAAUUAAUUCACACACGCAAUAAUAUAAUAAUAACAUCUGUCUCAUGGGUUAUUCGUAAUUGUAAUAGAGUAUAGGAUUUAUACAUUCCGCUGAGAUGUUGGGGAGGAGAUUCGGAGAGUAGCCGAUGGGAUAUUGUACUGGCGGCCCCCCGGGAGACACUGGGGGAACCUGGGGGCGCUGCGGACCCUGGUCCCCCCUCGGAUGAUAUUAGAUUUGUUAGAUGAAUUGUGUUCAUUAAGUACAUUUAUAAUUCAGAUACGUUCGUACGUAGACUUGUCUAAGUGCUUGCCAUUCUGUACCUACAUUCUUGUUACAUUCCAUUAUCUUGUAGUCAGUGGCGACGUCGGGUGUAGCAGUAUUGUCACGUUAUUAAAUCAUAUUUUUUGUAAAUAUACUCUUAAAUCGGCUUUAUAGAGAACCUAAUAAAAUUUUAAUAUAUUAAUUUAGUAAUAAUUGUAUUUAUAUGAAGCAUGAAAUAUCUGCGUAUUUGUGAAAAAAAAUUUGGAAAUCUUUACCGGAUCUUGUCAAUUAUCGAUAUCGAAAAUUUUUGGAGAAUUUAAGUAAUUUGUAAACGAACAAAAUAAAAUCACACAUCAAUAUACAUAUCGUAACUAUUGCCAUAAUAUUGUCUGUCCAUUUGUGUUGAGGCUGUUUAUUUGUAGUUGAUGUGCGCGGGCGAGACCGCGGGCAAUACUAUGUGUUAGUCGAUAGUUGCAGCGGAGUGCUGGUCCCGCGCGUCCGGGAGGGAGCCCUGCCCUCCGUGGAGUCCCACGUUGCCACACAUGUUAUACCAGAUUGGAAUAUAGGUCCCAUUUUAUAUCUGUGAUCUGCCGCGCGUGCUCCAUAACCUCCCUUCAACUGUUUUUCUACUCACCUUAAGGCCAAGCACUGUCUCCGUAAAAAAUCCGACUCUUCAAUUGGUCACUUAAUGUUAUCAGAUAAAGUUCCUUGACCCGAGUCAGAUUAGUAAAGUGGAGAAAAUAGGUGAUGGCCAAUUAAAAAAACAAUUCGUUAAUUUAAAAAAAAAGUACUAUUUUUUUAAUCUAAAAAAAUCUUUGUUGUAUUUAAUACAUAUUAAUUUAUCUUCACUGUAAACUGUUGAAGUUUUGAAGUAAUUUCCAUUUUUUUUUAAAGUUCCUACCAUAGAUCUCGUGUGACCAGCACUGAAGCUAAAUAUAUUUCCAUUUUUAUAGUAGUUAUAAUUAUUAACGUACGCAUUAAAACGCGACACCAAAUAAUAUUUAGUUUUUACGUUGUUGAUUCUUUUAUACGUCUGUAUAUUUUGUAAAUAAGAGUUUGUUGAUAUUUUAACUAUUUAUACAUAUAUAUUAUUAUAUAUACAUUAUGAUUAUUAUACUUUGUUGUGAAAUUUCUACCAAAUAUACUGUAAACUGUAUUAAUGUGUACGCGAGUUGGUACUUGUGAAUGCCUAAUAUUAAACUAAUUGAAAUAUU
This is a messenger RNA of Bombyx mori (domestic silkworm), 4355 nucleotides long. Its product is annotated as rho GTPase-activating protein Graf. Bases 275 to 2482 code for a protein of 735 amino acids. Gene Ontology annotation, cellular component: cytoplasm. The record is from RefSeq and is a predicted model, not a curated record. The transcript has 17 exons. Gene Ontology annotation, molecular function: protein binding; GTPase activator activity. NCBI's taxonomy places the organism in Eukaryota, Metazoa, Arthropoda, Insecta, Lepidoptera, Bombycidae. Gene Ontology annotation, biological process: signal transduction.